This is a messenger RNA of Verticillium alfalfae VaMs.102, 201 nucleotides long. RefSeq lists its product as hypothetical. The record is from RefSeq and is a predicted model, not a curated record. The transcript has a single exon. Bases 1 to 201 code for a protein of 66 amino acids. NCBI's taxonomy places the organism in Eukaryota, Fungi, Ascomycota, Sordariomycetes, Glomerellales, Plectosphaerellaceae.
AUGCAAUGCCGAACAAAAUGCUCGACGCACGAACGCCGACUAAUUGCGCGCCCUACCAGAGUCAAGGACCUCAAGGAGGAACCAUACAGUCAGAAAGAAGCCGAGGCUGCGGUAGGCCUUCGUACGGACAAUAUGGGACCGAGCAAACAAAAAGAUACUGUUGAAAAGGCCCCAAAUCAUGAGGUCGACAUGGCCACCUGA